Dreissena polymorpha is the source of this 1713-nucleotide messenger RNA. RefSeq lists its product as uncharacterized. The transcript has 8 exons. The coding region runs from base 33 to 1247 and encodes 404 amino acids. The record is from RefSeq and is a predicted model, not a curated record. NCBI's taxonomy places the organism in Eukaryota, Metazoa, Mollusca, Bivalvia, Myida, Dreissenidae.
CUUCUCCUUAGUUUAUAUGCUUGCACUAGGCAAUGUUCAAUAUGGCGAACGUGAACCGGGUGUUUGGAAUGUGCGCAAUCACUUUAAUUUCGUCUAUUAUUGCACAGUCCGAUAUACCGCUGAUCCACCUUAGACUAUUGUGCAGAUCGACCAUUGAAGUAACGUGCAAUAUGAGUUAUGGGAAUUAUGGAAUUUGGACAUUUUACAGAACCCAAGAUGGUUUUGAUGACAAGCAAAAUAUCGUAAAAAUUGUUUCCAGUGAACAGUGUCGUUUAUUUCCCCUGCAAACUACUGAUACUCAGUGCUCGUGCAUCGAAGACAAUAGUGUCUUAUGCAAAAUAUCCGCUGACAUGAUUGUGAAAUCUGGUGACCAAUGGCAGUGUAGUAGAUUCAUAAAUGGAAAUACACAUUUUAGCAUACCAGUAACGGUUCCCAUUCAAGAAACCAUUGAAUGUACAACGAUCACACGUCUGCAGCCAGGGACCGAUGAAGAAACAACACCUGCGAAAAUUACAAGUUUAACCGUUGUCUCGGAAACUAUUAAACAAGAAGAAGAUGUGAUAACAGUCGCGGAGGGUCACAGCCAUGUCACAUCAGAAGAAUUUAACAAGUUUACAACCACGUCUGGUGUCAAAACUGAGACAGUAGUUAAAGUAGAAUCUGAGCAUGGGCAAGAUAAAUCAGAAUGGAACAAAGACUCUACUAAAAUCAUAGCAGCAGCAGCGGGAGUAGCGAUUUUCGUUGCAAUUAAUGUGUCCUUCUGCGUGUAUUGGAAAUAUAAACCUCGCCAAGUAGUCAUCAACAAUACGACGAUAGACAAUGACGAUACUACACCUAAACACAUUGUGGUGAUGCCAUUGAUUAGUCCUGAUAUGUAUAACGACGUGAAUUACCAUGAAAUAUCGGAUAUACAGAGACAAUUUGUUGAAUUUGCUACUGUUAAAAAUACUUCGAGCAAAGCAAGAACUGACAAUGCAAAUGAACCAACAUUCGAAGACAACGAAACCAUGGAACUAACUCCUCAUAUUCUGAGACGGGCAGAUUUGACUUUACCAGAGUCUGGAACUGAUGACAUGGACGAAACUGCGCCUGUACAAAUUUCGUUUUUGGCUUUAGCCGAGAUUAAUAUGUCUGAUGUUGCUGCGCUUGAAUCACAAUUGAAUAGGACGGACGUGAAAAGUGUCCCUUACGAAAGUUUAGAGUCAACACUCCGAGCUGAUAAAGAUCAAUACAGCAAACCGGUAUAAAACAUCCGGGCAGGUGGUUCUUUGUACACUUCAUACACAGCAAAGCGUGUUUCGCAUUUGAUAUUUGAAUUAAGCACAAAUAUCUAACAAUGUUUUUACGGUUGGAUUGACGACAAGUCAAUCGUUGUGUAUUGUCCGUGACAUAUAAUUUAUGUUGCAGACCAUAAUGUGUUGAUAUAUUUAUAAAUGCCCAAUACAAAGUAUAAUACUCGUGGCUUCUGUGUGUAUGGCUGUUUCAAAUUGUGUUAAUGUGACUGAAACAAUACGCAGUAAGCAUAUUUAAGUUGAGCACAUUAUCUUUGUACAAAUUGUAGUGCACUUUCUAGUAAAUUAAGGUCAGCUUUGUAUCUCUUCUUUUGCAGAGCGUGUCGGCAUGUUAUUUGAAAGAUAUGUCUUAAUUAUCUGACUUACUACUUACACGUGUGUAAUUGAUUCUCAUUGUGCGAUUCGGGCAGUGAUAAUUUUG